Molecule: messenger RNA, 5119 nt
Organism: Lucilia cuprina (Australian sheep blowfly)
Lineage: Eukaryota; Metazoa; Arthropoda; Insecta; Diptera; Calliphoridae
Gene: Br140
Product: peregrin
Exons: 4
Coding region: 224-4699 (1491 amino acids)
Biological process (GO): regulation of transcription by RNA polymerase II
Cellular component (GO): MOZ/MORF histone acetyltransferase complex
Molecular function (GO): protein binding
Source: RefSeq, a predicted model, not a curated record
UGAAUUAAUAAAAAUUCUACUCCAAAAAAUUCUGAUUUUUCGAAUGAAAAACACAAACUAUAUGAAUAAAAUGCAAAUUUAACAAAUAAAACAAAAAGCAGCGUAUGCAGCAAUAAACAACAGUAACAACAAAUAAUUAUACACAAUAAUUUGACAACAAGAAAACUGCAACAGCAGAAGGAAGCAGCAGCAGUUGUACGAAAAAGAAAAACACACACAUACAAUGGGACUUGACUUCGAUGCGUUGGAAUAUUGCAAAAGUGUGAAAGUAAAACAAUCACAACCGCCAUACGCGUGUCCCGUACCAAAAUGUGAUCGUAGCUACAAGUCGGUAAUUGGUCUGCAAUACCAUUUGCUCAACUAUGAUCAUGACAAUCCACAGCCACUGACACCGGUUAUCACGCCAAACCGCAAGAAAGCCCGUCCGCGUGGUGGUACACAUUCGACACCAAAAGGUGGUGCUGGAGCUGGUGGAACAGGUGCAGGUGAUGAUGAACAGAACGGCAGUAAAGGAUGUAAUAAUCGCAAUAUAACAAAUCCUGAAUCCUUAGUCUCGUACAAUGAUGAAGAGCAAACAGUGACGUUUAAUAUAGAGGGAAAAAGUGUACGUUUAGGUAUAAAUGAUCCGUUGCCGUUUAUUGAGGAGGAAGAAUAUGUUGAAUUAGUGGAAAGGGGCUGCAUAGUAAAUGCUGAUGCUCCGCCGUUAGAAGAGAAUGCGCCAUGGGCAAAAGUUAAAGUGCCAGAGGCUCGGUUUCAAGAAAUUCCAGAUUACAAUGUACCAGAUGCACCACCUAGACCCUUAGCCUACUAUCGUUUCAUUGAAAAGUCGGCCGAAGAGCUUGAUGGUGAGAUCGAAUAUGAUGUCGAUGAAGAGGAUUCCGCCUGGCUUGAGUGGAUGAACGAGGAACGUGAAAAAACCGGUCAUAAUGCUGUUAAUAUCGAUACAAUGGAACUGUUAAUGGAUCGUUUAGAAAAGGAAUCAUAUUUUCAAGCUGCCGCCAACGGUACAGCUACUGGAAAUGAGGUUGACGACGAUGCCGUUUGCUGUAUUUGUAUGGAUGGUGAAUGUCAAAAUACAAAUGUAAUUUUAUUUUGCGAUAUGUGUAAUUUGGCCGUACAUCAAGAUUGUUAUGGUGUCCCCUACAUUCCCGAAGGACAAUGGCUGUGUCGGCGUUGUUUACAAUCGCCAAGUACGCCGGUGAAUUGUGUGCUUUGUCCCAAUACGGGUGGAGCAUUCAAACAAACAGAUAGGGGUCAGUGGGCACAUGUUGUGUGUGCCCUAUGGAUACCUGAAGUUCGUUUUGCCAAUACGGUAUUUUUGGAACCAAUAGAUUCCAUUGAAACCAUACCUCCUGCUCGCUGGCGUCUAACGUGUUACGUUUGCAAAGAGAAAGGUUUGGGCGCAUGCAUUCAAUGUCAUCGCAACAGUUGUUACGCGGCUUUUCAUGUAACCUGUGCACAGCAGGCUGGCCUUUACAUGACCAUGGAUGUAAACGAAAAUGCUGCUCAUAAUGACUCUUCUGCGCAUGUUCAAAAGUAUGCAUUCUGUCAUGCGCAUACUCCUGAUCACGCCAAGUCGAAAUUGAAUCUUAAAGAUUUCGAAGAUGCUCGUCAUAAAAUGAAAGAGGCACGUAAGGCGUUGGCGAAAAAGCGUUCAUCGGCACCAGUGGUUCUUAUACCGACUAUACCGCCCGACCGUAUACAAGAAAUAGCAAGUAUGGUACACAUGCAAAAGAAAAAAGAAUUUCUAGACCGACUCGUCGCCUACUGGACGAUGAAACGUAAAUAUCGAAAUGGUGUGCCGCUCUUGCGACGACUGCAGUCGCAAGGAAAUCACCAUGGUGUAAUACAGCGUAAUGGCAUAGAGGGAAGCCCCGAUACUUCGGAAUUAUAUCGCCAAUUGAAAUAUUGGCAAUGCUUGAGACAAGAUUUGGAAAGGGCUCGUUUACUGUGUGAGUUGGUUAGGAAAAGAGAAAAACUUAAAGCGGCGUAUGUGAAAAUAUGCGAACAAGUGGUUAUGUUAGAAGUAAAUCCAUUAGAGGCAGUUCUUACCAAGCUCUUAGAUGCUUUAGAAGCUCGUGAUACCUCAGAAAUAUUCCGAGAACCUGUAAAUACUAGUGAAGUACCCGACUAUUUAGAUAUUGUUAGUCAUCCAAUGGAUUUGGGUACAAUGAGAGCGAAACUUAAAACCUACACACACCUCGACCAACUGCAAACCGAUUUUGAUCUUAUGAUACAGAACUGUUUGGCCUAUAACAACAAGGAUACGGUUUUCUAUCGAGCUGGUAUACGAAUGCGUGACCAAGCCAAUCCAUUGUUUCAACAAGCCCGAGAGGCUCUGGCCCGUGAAGGUCUCUUAGAUACGAGUCAAACGGACUCGACGGACCAUGUCGAAAAAGAAAUUGAAGAUGAAUUGCAUCAACUAUUGGCAGCCACGCCAUGUGAGGCUAUUGUACAAAAACUCCUUAUACUGGCAGAUAAAUCUCAGGUUUUAAAGAAUCCCACGUAUCGCACAAAGAAAAUCAAGCAAAUCCGUUUAGAGAUCUCGCGCAUGCGUAAGGCAAUACAAAAAGCAAGAAUGCAAGCUCGCCACAAUGUCAGCGUGGGAGCCAACUCACAAACAGAAGAAGAUGAAGAAAUGGAGGAAAAUCAUAAUGUAGAAGAUAUGGAUGUCGAUAUACCAACGCCCCCCGUUAAAUCUCAUACUAUCAAUCUUCUGCAGCAACAAGAUAAGUUUGUACAAUCAACACCAAAACGCAGUCGAAAAACCGCUCGAAAUCCGCCUCGUUCUCGUCAACAACAUCAUCCUACGCGUCAGAAUCAUCAUAAUCUCAGCGAAGAUGACGAUGACGACGAUGACAGUCUUCACAAUCAGGCAAACGGCAGCGAAGAUGAAGAAGAUGGUGAUGAUACAAUGGGCGAGGAGUCAAAAGGCGCUAGUAAUAAUACAACACAAACACCACCUUGUAGUCCAGUUAAAAGUCUAAAUAGCAGCGCAUCACCUGUGGGCGUCAAUAGAAGAACUGCGGUGCUGUUUACACGUAAAGCGCAGGCCGCACUUAAACGACCCACAGAGACGACAACGACCACUACGACUACAACUCCCGUUAAGGAGGAAAUUCAUAACUCUGCCAUAUCAACGCCAGUCUCGACAAUGGGUUCUCUCAUAACAUCUGCUAACAAUGCUGCGGCAUCUGCCGUAGCUCCAGCUUCUCUUGUCUCCUCAGCCUUAUCGUUAAGCAAUAAACUAAGUGGUGGCCUUAAUCAACUGACGCCGCUGUCGGCCAGCAUUAAUCAGGUUUCUGCAACCCUGUCAUCAGGAAAAUCACCGAAGCGUAAUGCACGUCAUAAAAGAUUAAACGAAAUGCGCAAUAGUUCUUCAAUGUCACCGAAAAAGUCUCCAAAUCGGACAGGUGCGCCACCCGGAUCUGUUACUGGUCUAUUGGGAUCGACAACAGUAACAAACACUGCAACUUCGUCAAUUUUAGGAGCAGCACAACAAUCAACAUUGCUACCAUCAGCAUCAGCGCCGCCAACAAUAACACCUUUAACGCCUGCAACUAACUUAAGUAGUUAUCAACAUAUUCCUGAUAAAUUUCGAGUUUAUCGUACGAACAAUGAGCGUGAUGUUAGCGAAAGUGAUGAUGAUGACAUGAGUGAUAUCUCUGGUAGUCCAUGUAGUAGUUGUUCUGGUUUUAGUGUAAGUGGCAGUGGUUCAGAUUACGACUCAAGUGACGACGACGAUGACGAAGAAGAUGAAGAUGACGACGAUGAAAAGAGCGAGCCAGAGGUGGAAGAAAAUAAUACCCGUGACAGACCAGACAUUGAAAUGAAUGAUAGUACUACAAUAGGAGCUGAUGAUCAAGCCAACAAUGGCCAAGCCAUGAGUUGUAGCGGUGAUAGUGAUGUAGGAAAUGUUGAUGCUGAUUCCGAUACUCAAACACGAAGCAUUACCCGGCGAACACCCACACCUUUAGAUAAACGAGCACGUAAUACAAUACGUUCGAAACAAAGGCGGAGAUUAGCAUCAGCCCAGCCCAAUGCAGACUCAACGCUUGCUCACAAUACCUCUCCUGCUGUUACAAUGGCUGCUAAGACGGCAACACGUUCGUCCAUUAAACAACGAAACGCUACACCCACACCAAAUAAUGUAAAUAAUACAAAGACACGUAAAAGUCAUAGUGUAGCUUCGGCGGAGGCGGCCGCUUCAGCUGUUUCAGCUAACAGUAAUGGUAAAACGAAAGUGAACAAUACAAAUAAUGAGUCCCCCGACUCAAAUAGUACGACACAGCAUUUGAUAAAACCUCCCCUUGAGCCGUUACAGCUGGUCUGGGCAAAAUGUCGCGGCUAUCCUUGGUAUCCAGCCUUGAUAUUAGAUCCAAAAACCCCUAAGGGGUUUGUUUAUAAUGGCGUGCCAUUACCUGCUCCUCCUACCGAUGUUUUAGCUUUGCGCAAAAACUAUCCUCACGAUAUGGAGGUAUUUUUAGUUUUAUUUUUCGAUGCCAAACGAACUUGGCAAUGGUUACCCGCCGUCAAACUUGAGAUACUAGGCAUUGACAAGGAAUUGGAUCAACAGAAACUCGUUGAAUCCCGUAAACCCACAGAACGUAAAGCUGUUAAGAAAGCCUAUCAGCAUGCUUUACAUUAUCAAAGUCAAGUUUCCGAUUUAGAAGGUCAAGGACCGGAUCCGAUUAUGUGAAAGUUAAAUUGUUUAAAAAUGGUGGCAGAAACGGAAUAAGCAACACUUACACAGACACACACACACCCACAAAUAUAAAGAAAAACACAUAUGCCUCAUUUUUUUCUAUUUUACCGCUGUGCUCUUUUUAUUAAUUAUUAUUAUAUUAUUGAUUUAUUAUAAAUAUAUACAUACCCACACACAUAUAGAUUCAUUAUUAUACAUAUACUAUAUAUAAUAAUGAUGAUUAUUAUGAUGAUGAUAUACAUAGUUGAUGUAAUUUUCCCAUUUAUUUUUAAUAUUUCUUAAUUUGUUUUCUUAAAUUCUAUUCUAUUCUCUUCAAUAACUAUUAUAUAUUUAGUUGAUUUCUCCUAGAAUUAAAACAAACCUAUAAAUAAGCUCUCAUUUAGUUUUUUAUUUAAUAAAUGUAAAAUAUAAAGU